CACCGUUCCGGCGCAAGCAUUCCGCUUGCAGUCCCCAGUCCCCCAUGGCUUCUUCAUCUCCCUCUCUCUCCUUCUCAUCCUCACUCCCCCGAUCUCCGCUUCCCGAAGGCGGCGGCGCCGGCAGGAGGAGCGCGGCGGUGUCCCUCCCGGUCCCGUCGUCCCGGCGGGUGAUCCUGUGCGCGUCCGCGCCGCCGGCGGGGAAGACCGCGGGCGGGGCCGGAUCGCCUUCCUCGGCGGCCGCGAAGAAGAGGCACUGGAAGGAAGGAGAGUACCCCGGGAUCUCGGAGAAUUCCCGGGCGGCGGCGGCAGCGAACGGGAGGAGGCGGCCGCCCCUGAAGAACGUGAAGAAGAGACUGGACCGGCGGAGCGACGCCAAGGCGUGGGCUUGUACCGUCACCGAAGCCCUUUCCGAUCGCAUUCUCAAGAAGCAGUGGGCUGAAGCGCUUGAGGUUUUUGAUAUGCUGAGGGAGCAGCCGUUUUAUCAGCCAAAAGAAGGGACUUACAUGAAACUCCUUGUUCUGCUUGGGAGAUCGGGCCAACCUGACCGAGCUCGCCAGCUGUUUGAGACAAUGGUAGAAGAAGGAUGUGAACCCACUUCCCAACUCUACACGGCUCUGCUGGGGGCUUAUUGCAGGAACAAUCUCAUCGAUGAGGCAUUCUCAAUUCUCAGUCGAAUGAAGGGCCUCCCCAAUUGUCAACCGGAUGUUUUCACAUAUAGUAUUCUUAUAAAGGUGUGUAUCGACUCUUCACGUUUUGAUUUGGUUGAAUCACUUUACCAGGAAAUGGCUGAUCGGUUGAUAACUCCUAACACCGUCACACAAAAUAUAGUUUUAAGUGGUUAUGGGAGGGCUGGAAAAUUCGAUCAGAUGGAAAAGGUACUUUCGGGUAUGCUUGAGAGCAGGGAGUGUAAACCAGAUGUCUGGACAAUGAACAUCAUUCUCAGUGUGUUUGGCAACAAGGGGCAGAUUGAUGCAAUGGAAAGAUGGUACGAGAAAUUCCGGAAUUUUGGGAUCGAACCAGAAACUCGGACUUUUAACAUACUCAUCGGUGCCUAUGGAAAGAAAAGAAUGUAUGACAAGAUGUCGUCCGUGAUGGAGUACAUGCGUAAGCUUCAGUUUCCUUGGACAACCUCGACUUACAAUAAUGUGAUCGAGGCUUUUGCAGAUGUCGGAGAUGCACAGAACAUGGAAUAUACUUUCGAACAGAUGCGCGCUGAGGGUAUGAAAGCAGAUACCAAGACAUUCUGCUGCCUUAUACGUGGAUAUGCCAAUGCUGGUCUCUUCCAUAAAGUUCUAAGCAGUGUCAGAUUAGCCGGGAAGUUUGAAAUACCUGAGAACACAUCAUUCUAUAAUGCAGUUAUAUCGGCAUGUGCAAAAGCUGAGGAUCUUUUGGAAAUGGAGAGAGUAUAUAAGCGAAUGAAAGACAAGCACUGUCCCCCGAACUCGACCACCUACUCAAUUAUGUGCGAGGCAUAUCGAAAAGAGGGAAUGAAUGACAAGAUCUAUGAUUUGGAACAGGAGAAAAAGGAGCUUAUUCUCGAUGAGUCCGAGAACGAGUCUGCCCUUGGGCCAGAGUCCGCGACGGAUGCUUAAAGAAACCCGAGCAAGUACUGUGGCUUAGUGCAGGUGCACACGGGCUUUUUCCGUGGGUUAUGUUACUCCGUUGGUGCAGUUCCUGGUAUUUCGGCAGCUAAAGCGGGUUCUGCCUCCCGGCAGUCCUUCAGAUCCGAUGAUGCUUUGGGAUACUUUCCUCAGUGCCACAACCGAUGUACACAGCUGAUGUACCAACAGAGGUGAUUAGCGUGCUGUAAUUGAUAAUCUCUUUUAUGAUCCGUGGGAAAAGUGAUCAUUCAUGGAUCUGUGCGAUUCUUGGCGAGGAAAGAGAAAAGCUGUGAUCAAGCAUUGUUGUAUGCUCUCCGUUUAAUGUGUUCAGCAACUUGUUUAGUGGAGGAUAGGUGAAAUGAAUUGGAAAAGAAAAUUCAAAGGCA
Molecule: messenger RNA, 1987 nt
Organism: Eucalyptus grandis
Lineage: Eukaryota; Viridiplantae; Streptophyta; Magnoliopsida; Myrtales; Myrtaceae
Product: pentatricopeptide repeat-containing protein At3g06430, chloroplastic
Exons: 2
Coding region: 45-1592 (515 amino acids)
Molecular function (GO): mRNA binding; protein binding
Source: RefSeq, a predicted model, not a curated record